Molecule: messenger RNA, 1841 nt
Organism: Nicotiana tabacum (common tobacco)
Lineage: Eukaryota; Viridiplantae; Streptophyta; Magnoliopsida; Solanales; Solanaceae
Product: alpha-(1,4)-fucosyltransferase-like
Cellular component (GO): membrane
Molecular function (GO): alpha-(1->3)-fucosyltransferase activity
Source: RefSeq, a predicted model, not a curated record
GUGGGCUUAGCUGUUUGUGGACUAAAUCCGAGGUUCUAGCUGAUAAGCCUGAUGCUUUGUUGUUUGAGACUGCUACUCCUCCUCUUGAGACUAUUGUUUUCUAAUGGAGCCUCAAAGCAGUGUUGUUGACCAACCAAUGGUUGUUUCACUUAUUUUCUCCAGAUAUAUGUUAUUGAUGUAUGGAGAAAAUGAGAAAAAAAAGUAUCCUUUACUUAUAAUGGCAGCAGGACUAUCCGACUUGCAUUAUGGAUAAAAUGAAGUGCUCUUAGUAAAAAGUACUUCGGACCCAAUGAUUUCUUAAUUCUUACUAGUAGUUCAUGAUUCUAUCUUAGUUUAAGACUUAUUUUUGUAUAAAGUGGUCAACUUUUUCCAAUCAAUUGUAGCAGGUAAACCCAAAAAUAUUGUCUGCUGUACCAUAUGUACUCUAUGACAUAUCUAACUAUUUGAUUUCUUAGUGUUUUUGCGACCUCUUGUUUCAAGUAACCAAUUAGUUAAAGUUUAUAUAUACAUUGAUGUGAACUGAGCAUGUAUAAUGCUCCUCUUAGACCUACUCUUCGCAAAAUUAGAGUUUGGUGUAGACCAGUGUUGUAAAUAGCUCUCCCCUCAGCGGUAAUAGCGUGAGGCGAUGCGAUGCGAGCCUCCAGCGAUAUUUGCCUCUGUUGCGUUGCGAUUCAAAAAGGUGAGCGCCUCUGCCUGUGUAGCGAGAGGCGACCUGUGGCGUCGCUUUUUGAAAAAAAGAAAGAAAAAGGCAGUAGAAAAAGAAAAAGACCAGCGAUUAGGGCUUUCAGCUAUUUCUUCUUCUUUCUCCUUCAAGUCGACCCAGCCACAGCAGACCAUCAGUGAUUGUUCUUUCUUCUUCAAGCUUCUUCAUCAGAGACGUCAAGGUGAUCCAUUGCGUGUAUACAUGGAUCUUGAAGCUGGUAGAAAGAAAUCAGGGUAUGAGGAUAUAUUUAUUAGCUAUCAUGCAAAAGAUGAUGUCCAGUCAACCUAUGCUGGUUCACUUUUUCAUAAUAAUCGAAACUAUCACCUUUCGCCUUCUAAGAACAAUGAUACUCUUGUUUAUUGGUCAUCAUCACGUUGUCUUCCUCAAAGAAACCAGCUUGCCAAACGUCUACUCAGCUUGCUACCUUCCCAUUCAUUUGGCAAGUGCCUCAAUAAUGUUGGAGGUCUAGACAAGGCGCUCUCCCUCUAUCCUGAGUGCAUCAAGGAUUUUAAAGAAGCACCCAAAUGGUGGGACCAUUUACAUUGCGCUAUGUCACAUUACAAGUUUGUCCUUGCGAUUGAGAACACCAGGACAAAGAGUUAUGUAACAGAAAAGUUGUUUUAUGCACUGGACUCUGGCGCAGUCCCCAUUUAUUUUGGUGCCGCGAAUGUCUGGGAUUUUGUACCUCCACAUUCAAUAAUUGAUGGAAGCAAGUUUAGCUCUUUGGAGGAACUGGCUUCCUAUGUUAAGGCCGUUGCUAAUGAUCCGGUAGCUUAUGCAGAGUAUCAUGCAUGGAGAAGAUGUGGUGUGCUUGGAAACUAUAGAAAGACCCGAGCAGCAAGUCUAGAUACUUUGCCUUGCAGGUUAUGUGAAGCCAUCAGUAAAAGAAAUGGGAGAAAUGCAAGAGCUUCUUGAUUAUUCAACUACAAAAAUACAGGGUACUAGGUUUUAAAUUUCAUUGUUGUGUACUUAGGUCUUUUAGUGUUGUUUCUCAACGGUGUUUGUGUUGAUAGGAUACACUAGGUAGGGUGACUUGUAAAGAUCCCAUGCCCUUACAGAUUAAUCAUACAUAAAUUUUGGUUCAAACAAAAUUGCAUAUUAUAUGUCAAUUUCCACUAAGUUUCUCCUUGAUUAUGAA